Oppiella nova is the source of this 1191-nucleotide messenger RNA. NCBI's taxonomy places the organism in Eukaryota, Metazoa, Arthropoda, Arachnida, Sarcoptiformes, Oppiidae. The record is from the annotation of a GenBank genome assembly.
GUAUAAUUCUGAACUGUUUUAAAUAAUUAUUACAAUUAAUACAUAUAAUUAGUUUGUUAUUAGAAAACUAUUUUAACAAUUUAAAUAACAUUAUUAUUAACUUAAUUGUGAAAUAUGUCUCGAUUUGAUUGUGUGGAUAGUGUAGAGCCCAUUGAGUUCUUUGCCUUACAGAGGGCUUAUAGGGCCGACAAUAAUCACAAUAAAGUGGACCUUAUUAUUGGCACCUAUCGAUCGGACGAAGGAAAGCCAUGGCUAUUACCAGUGGUGCACAAAGUGGAGCAAACAUUGGCCAAUACUGAUGGCUAUAAUCACGAAUAUCUGGGACAAUUGGGUGACAAUCGAUUCUCAGAGUCUGUCACUAAACUACUCUUAGGAAACCAAUGCAAAGCCAUCGCUGAAAAUAGAACAUUUGGAGUGCAAACCCUAUCGGGAACGGGAGCUCUAAGAGUUGGCGCAGAUUUUUUGCGACAUAAUUGUGAUUCUGUGAUUCUACUGCACGCAUGCGCUCACAACCCGACGGGAAUGGAUCCGACGGCCCAACAGUGGACAGCCAUCGCCGAUGUAAUGGCUGAGCGAAAACUGUUCCCAUUCUUCGACUGCGCCUAUCAGGGCUUCGCCACCGGCGAUGCGGACAGGGAUGCCUAUAGUGUCCGUUACUUCGUGGACAGGGGUUUUGAGUUGAUAUGCGCGCAAUCCUUUGCCAAAAACUUUGGACUUUAUAACGAAAGGGUCGGUAAUCUAACGUUUGUAUUGAACACUACCGGCGCCUGUAUUAAUAGAAUGAGGGAACAGCUGACUAUAUCUGUACGAGCCAUGUAUAGUAGUCCACCGGCACAUGGAGCUAGUGUUGUAACUAAAGUGCUCAAUGAUCCACAACUCUAUGAUGAAUGGUAUGGUAUUUGUUAUAACAAAGGGUGUAUAAGACAAAUGUCGGGUCGUAUUAAUGAUAUGAGAGCUAAGUUGAGACAAAUGUUGGAGGGGUUGGGAACACCGGGAAAGUGGACACACAUUACCCAACAGAUAGGGAUGUUUGCCUAUACAGGACUCACGCUACCACAGGUGAAACAUAUGCGUGAUUUCUAUCACAUAUACCUACCAAACGACGGACGUAUAUGUGUGGCCGGACUCAACACCAAUAAUAUUGAAUACGUGGCCAAAGCUAUCAAUGAAACUAUCGCUAAAUUUCCUUAA